Messenger RNA from Cryptococcus wingfieldii CBS 7118, 2196 nucleotides. Its product is annotated as carnitine O-acetyltransferase. Gene Ontology annotation, cellular component: mitochondrion. Gene Ontology annotation, molecular function: carnitine O-acetyltransferase activity. Gene Ontology annotation, biological process: carnitine metabolic process. NCBI's taxonomy places the organism in Eukaryota, Fungi, Basidiomycota, Tremellomycetes, Tremellales, Cryptococcaceae. The transcript is spliced from 11 exons. The coding region runs from base 1 to 2196 and encodes 731 amino acids. The record is from RefSeq and is a predicted model, not a curated record.
AUGGCCACCAUGACCACCAUGACCACCAUCAACCCCAACCCCAGCCCACGCCCCCAGCCCCCAGCCCUCCCAAAGCUCCCCAUCCCGCCCCUCAGAGACUCGUGCACCAGGUAUCUCAGGGCACUCGAAGCACUCCAGACCCCCAGCGAGCAUGCAAAGACCAAGGAGGUAGUCAGGGAGUUCCUGGAAGAGGGCGAGGGCGACGUGUGGCAGAAGAAACUCGAGGAGUAUGCCAAAGACAAGGAGAGCUACAUCGAAGAGUUUUGGUAUGAGAGCUAUCUCUCGCACUCGGAUUCUGUGGUCUUGAGCCUGAACCCCUUCUUUGUCUUGUCCUCCGACGUUACACCUCGAGCCAAUCCUCAGCUCUCUCGCGCAGCUGCACUCAUAACGUCCACACUCUUCUUCAUUCACGAUCUCAGAAAUGGCUUGCUCCAGCCUGACGCGAUCAAAAACAAGCCCUUGGACAUGAGUCAGUAUGAGCGUCUCUUUGGCACUUGUCGAGUUCCCACAGACACCGGAUGCAGGAUGGAAGUCCAUGGUGAUAGUCGACACAUUGCUGUCGUAAGGCGUGGCCAAUUCUACUGGUUUGAUUGCCUCGACUCCAAGAACCGACCGCUUCUCUCUGACCGUGAAAUCUUCCGGAACCUCGAUGCCAUCGUCAAGGAUGCCGAAAAGACCCCUACUGCUCAGAUUGCCGAAAAAUCUCUCGGUGUCCUCACCACCGAAUCCCGCAAGAUCUGGUCCGGCCUCCGCUCAGACCUCAUCAACUCGAACAAACACAACCGUUCCUGCCUCGACGUCGUCGAAUCCGCCCUCUUCAUCAUCUGCCUCGACGACACUGAACCCGUCGACACUGCCGAGCUCUGCUCCAACUUUCUCUGUGGAGGGUACAAGCUGGAAAGCGGGGUUCAAGUUGGUACGUGUACCAAUAGGUGGUAUGACAAGCUGCAGAUCAUUGUCUGUGAGAAUGGCGAGGCCGGAGUCAAUUUUGAGCAUACGGGUGUCGAUGGGCAUACCGUACUGAGGUACGCGGCAGACGUCUAUACCGAACUCGUCUUGCUGUUCGCAAAGACCAUCAACCCCUCCACUCCCUCCUUGUUCAAAGCCAAGAUGUCUCCCUUUGCCAAGUCUGGAAAAGCGCCACCCCCUACACCAGAGGAAGAAAUCGAUACCACCCCCAAAAAGCUUGAAUGGCAGCUCACCCCGGAUUUGCGCGCGGGUAUCAAGUUUGCAGAGACGCGGAUCAGUGAUCUCAUUUGUCAGAAUGACAGUCAGGCGCUCGAAUUUAAGGGGUAUGGAGGGGCAUUUAUCAAGAGGCAUGGGUUCAGUCCGGAUGCUUUCAUACAGAUGGCUUUCCAGGCGGCGUACUAUGGGCUUUAUGGACGAGUUGAGAGCACAUACGAGCCGGCUAUGACAAAAGCUUUCUUGCACGGUCGAACCGAGUCUAUUCGUACGGUCCAGCCUGAGAGUUUCUCUUUUGUGAAGACCUUCUGCUCCGACUCGGCCACCGUCCAAGAAAAAGUCAGCGCCUUGCGCAAGGCAUGCAAAAGACACUCUGAGCUCACUGCAGAGUGUUCAAAAGGUCUCGGACAAGAUCGCCAUUUCUAUGCUCUCCACUGCCUUGCUCAGAAAGAAGUCAUGGCUUACGACCCCCCAGGUGCCGAUACCUUUAGCCCUGUCAUCGACCUCGAGCGCCCUACCAUUCCUGCCCUCUUCACCGACCCCGGCUAUGGGCUUUUGGGGACGAGUGUCUUGAGCACGUCGAAUUGCGGGAAUCCCGCGUUGAGAUUGUUUGGUUUCGGGCCGGUCACGCCGGAAGGCUAUGGCAUUGGAUAUAUCAUCAAAGAAGACGGUAUCUCAGUCUGCAUGUCCUCCAAACAUCUCCAGACCCGCCGUCUCCUCUCCACCCUCCACGCAUACCUCCUCGAAAUCCGCAGCAUGCUCAUCCUCCUCUGGAAGGACGCCAACGAGCGGCCCGAGACGUCCUUCAUGGACCAUUUCGGUGUGCUCCGAGACUCCAAAACGGGCAAGGCGCUGCAGAUGGUGGAGCAGGAUGAAGCAGGGGAGGGGAGAGAUUUCGGGGAAGAGGGCAUGGGCGGAUUUGGGUUCUUUGAUGUAGAGACGCAGACCCAGAUGCCGCAGUCGAGAAGAAGGAGAACAUUGGUGGGAAAGACGCUCAGUAUUGCCGAGUACUAG